GGGACUGAGGGAGGAGAAAGGACCCGAGUGUGCGUGUAUGUGGUGGGAGGAUGGAGGUUGGCGCGCUCGCGUUUGGAGACUGGGGUCUCUACGCGUGAGGAAAGGGGUCGCUCCUCCCUAGGGGGUGUUUUAGGCAUAAAGAGGGGGCGGAUGCCUGGAGGAAAGUGCGCUUUCUUGGCGUGUGGGUAGAAGAGGAAUCAAGUGGAGGUGUCUGGAUGGAGGACAGGGGGCCUCAGCAAUGUGCGGGGGUCGAGGUUCCUGAGUUUCGGGAGGGAAGCUGCGUGUGUGCGGGGUGUAGGGGGGGCGGGGGCGGGGGCGGGGAUUCGGCGCGUGUAUGUAAAGGUGCAGCCCGUGUGCGAGGGGCUGGGUGCACGCGCGGUGUCUGGCCGGGUGCGCGCGCGCGCGCCGCUGCCCGCCUGCUUGCCUGCGAGGACUGCUUGGUGGGUUUGACGGGCGAGCCGGCGCGGAGCAGCUCUAUCCCGGAUCACGUAGAGACCAUCGUGGAAACUGCAGAGCGGAUCGCGGCGCGGCGGCCCCUGCGAGAGCUGCUGGGCUCCGGAGAUUAUUUCUCUUUAUUCAGAAGCAUAAAGUUGUUUGCUGAUUGCAAGAAGAUGUUUCUUUGGCUCUUUCUGAUUUUGUCAGCCCUGAUUUCUUCGACAAAUGCAGAUUCUGACAUAUCAGUGGAAAUUUGCAAUGUGUGCUCCUGCGUGUCAGUCGAGAAUGUGCUCUAUGUCAACUGUGAGAAGGUUUCGGUCUACAGACCAAAUCAGCUGAAACCACCGUGGUCUAAUUUUUAUCACCUCAAUUUCCAAAACAAUUUUUUAAAUAUCCUCUAUCCAAAUACAUUCUUGAAUUUUUCACACGCAGUAUCCCUGCAGCUGGGAAAUAAUAAACUGCAGAACAUUGAGGGAGGAGCCUUUCUUGGGCUCAGUGCAUUAAAGCAGUUGCACUUGAACAACAAUGAAUUAAAGAUUCUCCGAGCUGACACUUUCCUUGGCAUAGAGAACUUGGAGUAUCUCCAGGCUGACUACAAUUUAAUCAAGUAUAUUGAACGAGGAGCCUUCAAUAAGCUCCACAAACUGAAAGUUCUCAUUCUUAAUGACAAUCUGAUUUCAUUCCUUCCUGAUAAUAUUUUCCGAUUCGCAUCUCUGACCCAUCUGGAUAUACGAGGGAACAGAAUCCAGAAGCUCCCCUAUAUCGGAGUUCUGGAACACAUAGGCCGUGUUGUUGAACUGCAACUGGAAGAUAACCCUUGGAACUGUAGCUGUGAUUUGUUGCCUUUAAAAGCUUGGCUGGAGAAUAUGCCAUAUAACAUUUACAUAGGAGAGGCUAUCUGCGAAACUCCCAGUGACUUAUACGGAAGGCUUUUAAAAGAAACCAACAAACAAGAAUUAUGCCCCAUGGGCACAGGCAGUGAUUUUGAUGUACGAAUCCUGCCUCCAUCGCAGCUGGAGAAUGGCUUCACAACUCCCAAUGGUCACACGACCCAAACAUCCUUACACAGAUUAGUGACCAAACCACCGAAAACCACAAAUCCUUCCAAGAUCUCUGGAAUCGUGGCAGGCAAAUCCCUCUCCAACCGCAAUCUCAGUCAGAUUGUGUCUUACCAAACAAGGGUGCCUCCUCUGACACCUUGCCCAGCACCCUGCUUUUGCAAAACAUACCCUUCGGAUCUGGGACUGAGUGUCAACUGCCAAGAGAAAAAUAUACAGUCCAUGUCUGAACUGGUACCGAAGCCUUUAAAUGCCAAGAAGUUGCAUGUCAAUGGCAAUAGCAUCAAAGACGUGGACAUCGCUGACUUCGCCGAGUUUGAAGGACUGGAUUUGCUCCAUUUAGGCAGCAAUCAGAUUACAGUGAUCAAGGGAGAUGUAUUCCACAAUCUCACUAAUUUACGCAGGCUGUAUCUCAAUGGCAAUCAGAUUGAAAGACUCUAUCCUGAAAUAUUUUCAGGCCUUCAUAACCUGCAGUAUCUGUAUUUGGAGUACAAUUUGAUUAAGGAGAUCUUAGCAGGCACCUUUGACUCAAUGCCAAAUUUGCAGUUACUGUACUUAAACAACAAUCUCUUGAAGAGCCUGCCUGUUUACAUUUUUUCGGGAGCGCCCCUCGCCAGACUGAACCUGAGGAACAACAAGUUCAUGUACUUGCCUGUCAGCGGGGUCCUCGAUCAGCUGCAGUCUCUUACACAGAUUGACUUGGAGGGCAACCCUUGGGACUGCACCUGUGACUUGGUGGCGUUAAAGCUGUGGCUGGAGAAGUUGAAUGACGGGAUUGUCAUGAAAGAACUGAAAUGUGAGACACCUGUGCAGUUUGCCAACAUCGAACUGAAGUCCCUCAAAAAUGAAAUCUUAUGUCCCAAGCUCUUAAACAAGCCAUCUGCGCCCUUAACGAGCCCUGCACCUGCCAUGACAUUCACCACCCCGCUGGGUCCCAUUCGAAGUCCUCCCGGUGGCCCGGUGCCUCUGUCUAUUUUAAUCCUCAGUAUCUUAGUGGUCCUCAUCCUAACUGUGUUCGUUGCCUUUUGUCUUCUUGUUUUUGUGCUGCGGCGAAACAAGAAACCCACGGUCAAGCACGAGGGCCUGGGGAAUCCUGAGUGUGGCUCCAUGCAGCUGCAGCUGAGGAAGCAUGACCACAAGACCAAUAAAAAAGACGGACUGGGCACCGAAGCUUUCAUCCCACAAACCAUAGAGCAGAUGAGCAAGAGCCACACCUGCGGUUUGAAAGAGUCCGAAACCGGCUUCAUGUUUUCAGAUCCUCCAGGACAGAAAGUCGUUAUGAGAAAUGUUGCCGACAAGGAGAAAGAUUUAUUACACGUGGAUAGCAGGAAGAGACUGAGCACAAUUGAUGAGCUGGAUGAAUUAUUCCCGAGCAGGGAUUCCAAUGUGUUUAUUCAGAAUUUUCUGGAAAACAAAAAGGAGUACAACAGCAUAGGCGUCAGUGGCUUUGAGAUCCGCUAUCCAGAAAAACAACAAGACAAAAAAAACAAGAAGUCACUGAUAGGCGGCAACCACAGUAAAAUUGUCGUGGAGCAGAGGAAGAGCAGCGAGUAUUUUGAACUGAAGGCAAAACUCCAGAGUUCCCCUGACUACCUACAGGUCCUUGAGGAGCAGACAGCUUUGAACAAGAUCUAGGUCAUGCAAUCUCACUUCAUACAGAGGACAUUUAUUUAAUGAUGAAAGUGCCUUUUGUUGACUUCUAACUUCCAAAUACUAUAUUAUCAAUAGGCAUAGAGGCAGGUGUUUCGGAGGCUGUCUCAUUAACUGUAGCUGCAAAGAUGUGUCCAGUAGAAGAGAAUUCCUUAUUAGAUUUUACUACAUAAAACCUAUACUGUGGAGUCCUGUGGGGAUACUGCAAACUCUGUUGCCAAAGGGAUGCUUUAUAUACAUAAUACACUGAAUUUAACCUCAAGAGGCAAAUCUGUUUUGUACCCCGAUGCAAAACCUUCGUCUCUUCGUGCUUUGUAAAGCCAACUGGAGAAAACUGGUACCGGUGUUUGUACCCAGCUGGGUCCUUCAGCUUGCACGCAGAUCAAGUCGGUGGAACUGGAAUAAAUCCUUUUGAUUUGUGGCAUUGUAACAACUCUGUGUAAAGAUUAUCUGAAAAGUUUAAAAAAAAAAGCAUGCAAAGAGAGAACAUUCGAUAGUAUUUGUAAAUCGGUAAACUUUAUGGCCUGCAUCUUGAAACCACUGGAUUUAUAAUGUUAAAUUGUACAAAUAUUUGUGUAAAAUAUAUCAUGCAUUACCUAACUAUAAAAUAAAUUUGAACACUUUAAGCAUUACCUGUCUAUACAUAAAACCUAAAAGAAAAACGUCAAUGUGAGUUACAUAGCAUUUGUGGUGAUCUGAAGAAAUACAUAAUGUUUAUCAGAAUUAAACAAGGCUCAAAUUAAACUAACAUUACAGUUUGUUCUCAGUUACGUGAAAUACCUGCAAUCCUUAAAGGUUGUCCGAAAUUAGCAAAGUGCUUACCGUGUGAGCGCACCCAAAGCUAUUUUUGUAACAUAAUUCAUAUUUAUGAAGUUCUUUGUAUACUAAAUAGGAAAAUAUGUACUCCUUAAUAUGUAUUUAAUAUGCCUGACUUGUUUUCCUGGUCACAGGGAAUUUAUCAAUAUGUAUCAAUUUAGACAGAAGAAAAUAUACCAAACCGAAACUGAAGCUUCUGUGUACAGAAAUAUUCUGGACAUUGUGAUCAGGUAUAAUUUAAAAACGAAACAAAACAAAAAAAACCACAAAAACACAAAAAAUACAAAAAAACAGUUCUGUGCUAUUCUUGAGAAUUCAGCAUAUUAUCUUCAGAUUUGUUACCAACUGUGCAUUUUAAAAUAAGUUCCUUAGUUUUAUAGUCUCGUGUCUGGGGCAGUUGUUAUUUGCCAUCAGUUGUCUUGCUUUUCAGGAUUCUAUGAGCUUAAUUCAAAUAGUUUUCACUACAAAUAUUUUUAAAAAAUUAAUGAGUAAGGUUAAUAGUUAUAUCCCGUAUGCAUCAGUAUCCUGUUCUGUCAUCAUUCCAGCUACUAUCAGAUAAUCCAGUAGAGCAGUGAACAUCAUGGUAAUCUCGGCUAUCAAAGCCGCACUGUAAAAUGUUUUCAUUGGUCUCAGUUGAGUUCACAGUCUGCAACUACAAAUGCUACGCCACUGUGUUUGCUUGUGCCGUUAAACUUCCAAGUCAAAAUUGGUCAAAGGAAGGACUCGAUAAUGGGAGCCAACAAAGAUUUUUAGGAGCUCCCAAUUAGCAGUGACAUCCUGAAACACAUUACCUUCUUGGCCUGCCUGCAUAUGUAUAUUUCUUUGUGCUCCAUCUCUUAUAAUUACUAUAUUAAUCAAUGAGAUGACCAAGAAGGUAAACAUAGACAUUCUUCAUGAACUUCAAGUGGCAGAUGUUUUGGCACAGCUUCCAAAAUGAUAUUAUGGCUAAAGUUGUAACAGUAGUCCCUUCAUUAGUACUAAUUUCAGGGCUUUAUAUGUUUGUUCCAGGAUUUAAAAAAAAAAUAAACAACUUGGCAUUCUUAGAGAGUGUGUGUGUAUGUGUGUGUGUGCCUGUGUGUGUGUAUUUGGGUGUAUAUGCAUACAUAUAGAUAAUUUGGAGAUUUUUUUUUAAAUAGCUGAAAAAAUUGUCUCCAUAUGUAUGUGCUGGUGCUCUUAAAACUUUAAUGUGUAGUUUUAAUUUUCAUGACAAUGUCUGUGAAAACUUUAUAUGAAUAUUUAAAAAAAUACAAAUACUUGCUUUCUGAUCUUGAAAGAAAAGACAUGAAGAUGUGUGCCCAACAGUGUGUUUUCAUCUACAAUUUCAUAAGGACUUUUAAUAUGCCAUUACCAUGCUUGCAUGCAUCCAUGGAUUAAAGGGCUCCUAAUGCAUACUGACAGGAUAAAGACGCAAAGGCUUCAAAGAAUGUGUUUUAGUUUAUCCUGUCAAUAAAGUAUGGAUUGAGGAAUCUUAAGUAGACACUUAUGGGAGGAACCAGAAAGCUGUAUCCAUGAUCUGGGGAUAAUAGGUCAUUGGGAUGAUGCCUUUCAUUCAGUGCAGUGAUGCUUUGAAGAGGUUUCGAGGUUUCUGCAGUUGUCCAUGGCAAGAGUACCUGCCACCAUCUCAAAGCUUGCUGUAGCAUAUUGGCUAUCUCAUACUCUUCUGCCGAAAGGUAUUAAAUGUUCAACUUUUUUAAAAAAGUAAUUUCAAUGUGUGUGGUUUUUUGGAAGUUUUAACUGUAAGUGAAUAACAGUAACAAAUCCUUGGUUAAGGCUGAUCUAUUUUCCUUAACUAAAGUCAUUGUGCCUACGUUAUACAGUGUAUACUGUUUUGCACCUGUCUCUCAUUAGUUCUAUUUGUACAUUUUAUGAUACGGUAGUUAGGCAUAAGUUUUGAGUUGAGUACAAGAGCAGUUAAGAUACUGUAUCUACAUUUUGUUGGCUUCAACUAUAACCUUGAUGUUAGUUUAACCCCUUGAGGAACGAUCUAUAUGUCAGUGCAGCAUCUUUGGUAGAUUUGAUUCAAAUCUAGAGAAUCCAAGAAGUGCUCACUUGUAAUGUGGUCUGACACAUCAUGGGCUUCUUGGCAUUGUAUCGCUUGCUUGGACUCUGUUAGAAUGGUUGUGAAGAAGAUUAGAUCGUAUGAAAUUAGUGAAGGGGUUGAGAUAAUAUAUUAUGUCCAUGUAAUAUAAAUCAAGUUUUAAAUUAUUUUUUUAUGAAAUCAAUAAAAAUUAUUCAAUUCUUUAAGAGUAAAUCUUUGUGUAAUUUUAUGAGAAAGCAGCUAUUAAAAUACAGUGAUUCAAGUGUAUAAGCAAUUUAUAUUCUAUAUUUAGUUUUCCAUUCUGAAAAAUAGACUAAAUAUAUUAAUUAGAAAACCAUUUAAGACCAGCUUUCUUUUGUUGCUUUUUUAAAGUAUUUUUGUUUCUUUAAGCCGUAGGAUGCAUAAAGUAUACAGGGCAUGGCCUCAUGGGUAACGUCAGCAGGUACUGCAGAAGUAACAGAACACACCUAGAAAUGUAUGGCAGUAAUAGUAAUCUAUAGUAUCUUUUGCAUGAUUUGUACUUUGACAUCAUAUGAAAUGAGCACAGUGAGGUUUUUGUUUUUGUUUUUGUUUUGUUUUUGUAGUUGUUGUUAUUGUUGUCGCAUCCAAAGAGCUGGGGAGAAAAUAUAUUAAGAAUGUAUUUAUAAUCACUAUUUUGAAAUAAAGUAAAGAAAACACAUUGUAUUGUUUUUACCCUGAUUUGGUUAUCAGUAUUUUAGGUUAGUUUAUAAGAUAAAAAUCCAGUCACGCUAUAAAAGCUAAUGUAAAUCACAGAAAGAAACUGUUUUAAUGACUUUUGUUUGCUUUUAAUAAUACCAAGGUAUUAGAGAGAAUUUAUUAAAUGCCAUUUUUAUGAAAGUAUUAAUAAAAUUGUUUGCUACAAUGGUAUUUCUGAAGCCACAGUUUGUUAAAUAUAUUUAUCUUUUCAUUAUCUUUCAGAAGAAAUAAAGCAGUAACCAAAUUGAUCUUUUCACCUAGAUUUGAGGGUAAGAUAUAGAGCUUUAGAAUACUGUUUGUAUUAAAUAUAAUUGCUAAAUCUCUGUUAAGAGAUGCUUUCUUUUCCGACAUCUUUGCAAUCUGUGUUCUUUUCCACUGGCAGCCCAUUCCCAUUAAUCAGUUGGGAUCUGACAUAACUGCAGAUAAGCAAAUAUUAAUAUUCAAUCUUAAAUAUUUAUUUAAAUGCUUCUGCACAUUGCCUUAUGGGAAGGGACAUAAAGAGAGAGUGAAACAGAGAGAGAAUGUAAUGGUGUUGUGGUUUUAGGUCUGUACCUAGCUAUGCUGAAGAAGUAAACAGUAUAGAUAGCACAUACAAGUGCUUUUGGACUAAAUGUUUUACAUAUCACAGGAUAUACAUCCCAUGAUUGUGUGACUUAGUUUAGUUCUUAGUGAGUACAGAGCAGAGGGCUUUGGGCCGCGGCCACUCAGUUAUGUAGACGAGUGUUAUCAAAUGAAGGUUUGGCUUCAUUUCCAGUGCUCAUUCAAUUAGUCACGAUGGUCAGAUGGGCUGAACUAAAAUAUCCUGUUUGUGGCUUCACUUACCGGGAAUAACUGGCAACAAAUAUCAAGUUCACCUGAUAAUUGUGAAUCCUCAAUUUUGGAUUUGCUGGUUAUCUGUCCUUUGUUAAAUUAAAAGCAAACAGGAGGCUAAAUGAAUUUUAAUAACUUAUUUUGGACAAAAUUGCCCUUAAUCUAGUGUUGAAUUUUGUUUUGUGUUAGUUUCCACUGGUUGAUAAGAUUGCAUUACAGAAGGGGAAAUCCAGGAAGGCAAACUGUGUUGUCCAUCUUACAUGAAAGAAUAGGACUUCUUAAAUUUUUUAAAGGUUACAUUUAGCCUGUUGUUCCUGUGUCUACAGAGGGGAAAUGAAGUGGGGCUGUGAGACACCUGCUUAAAUACGUCGAGCCAAAUAAUUGCUGUUGAGAAUAAAAAGAUUCCAAUUUUUCAUUAAAUCAUAAUAAUUACCAGAUCCAUGGACUACAGUAUCCAGAACCAGGAAAGAAUUGUUCAGCCCUUCACCUUAGUUUGCUUUUGUAGACACUGGCUAGAUAGAAGAUCUAGUGAUUUCAUCAAUAAUGUCAGAAAUGAGAAAUUACUUGUUUACCUUAAAAAGCUCAUGAAUAAGGUCUUCAGAGAAAUUAUAGGACUAUGUAAUGAAAGAAUACAAAGCAUCACUUCUACAUUUCUGAACGACGCAUCUCUCUUAGUCGGUACCUUACACAUACUAGAUCAUGUCCUGUGUUGCUGGUUACCAACCUGAGGAAGCCAUGUUGUGUAAUGGAUACUGCUCAUGGAAGUCUUUGAAAAUCAUAGUAAGCUCAGUUCUCCCAACAACGAAUUGCAAUGUAUAGUUUCAUUAUUGUUUCAUGUAAACUGAACCAUUGUGAUAAAAUUCUGGAGUUGAUAUUCAGUAAUUUUAAUGCUGUUUUCACUAAUAAAAGUCUUUUCU
Ailuropoda melanoleuca (giant panda) is the source of this 8441-nucleotide messenger RNA. RefSeq names its product SLIT and NTRK like family member 4 (gene SLITRK4). Gene Ontology annotation, biological process: axonogenesis; positive regulation of synapse assembly. The transcript is spliced from 2 exons. The coding region runs from base 216 to 3128 and encodes 970 amino acids. Gene Ontology annotation, molecular function: protein binding. Gene Ontology annotation, cellular component: glutamatergic synapse. Lineage: Eukaryota; Metazoa; Chordata; Mammalia; Carnivora; Ursidae. The record is from RefSeq and is a predicted model, not a curated record.